Molecule: messenger RNA, 1306 nt
Organism: Carassius carassius (crucian carp)
Lineage: Eukaryota; Metazoa; Chordata; Actinopteri; Cypriniformes; Cyprinidae
Gene: hykk.2
Product: hydroxylysine kinase, tandem duplicate 2
Exons: 6
Coding region: 89-1204 (371 amino acids)
Molecular function (GO): amino acid kinase activity
Source: RefSeq, a predicted model, not a curated record
UUUGUGACGUAAUGACGUUCCUCACGAUGGUGGCGGAGCCUUCGAGGCUCCGUUACACAGAGCGGUCCAGCAACAAUACUCCGCAGCCAUGAUAACAAAAGAGUCAAAGCCAAACCUCAGCCAUUCUCAGGUUACUGAGAUUAUCAAGCGACUCUAUGGCUUGACCGUGUCCGUCAUGCGACCGUUGCCCAGUUAUGAUGAUCAGAACUUUUACGUGGCCCCCAGUGAGGGCGGAGAAUAUGUGUUGAAGGUUAUGAACUCUGCAGACAGUCAAAACAUCCCAGUUAUUGAGCUGCAGACCCACGCCAUGAACUUCUUACACCAAAGAGACCUUCCUGCCCAGACCGCUUUGCCCACUCUGACCGGCCAACUCAUGAGCCUGGAAGAAUUUGAUUGUGGUUUUGGCCAGCAGAAAUAUUUAGUGCGUUUACUUACCUACCUUCCUGGCACUACCGUAGCCAAAAUCACCUGCAGUCCUCAGAUUUUGUAUGAUGUUGGGAAAAUUGCCGCUACUUUGGAUACAGUUUUACUGCAAAUGGAGCAUCCAAACAUCAGCAUCCUUCAGAGAGAAGAUUUUAUAUGGAAUCUCUCCAGCGUUCCUCUCUUAAAAGAGUAUAUUCAUGUGAUGGAUGGGGAUCCUGUACAAAAAGUUGUUAAUGCCAUUCUGGAGCAGUACCAGAUCCAAGUCGUGCCAAAACUACCAUUGUUUCGCAAGUGCAUUAACCAUGGAGACCUUAAUGACCACAAUCUUUUGGUGGAACCCAAUGGACCUACAAAGUACAAGAUCUCAGGGAUCCUUGAUUUUGGAGACAUGAGCCAUGGUUAUUUCAUAUUUGAGCUGGCCAUCAGCAUCAUGUAUAUGAUGAUUGAGAAUCCCAAUCCGGUAGAUGUUGGAGGCCCAGUGUUGGCGGGAUGGGAAAGUGUUUUUCCUCUCAACGAGGCAGAAAGAGACUCGCUCUAUUUGCUGGUUCUCUGUCGGUUCUGCCAGUCCCUGGUUCUGGCCCGACAUACAGUGAACCAGCAGCCAGAGAAUGAGGAGUACUUGAUGAUCACUACCAGAAAAGGGGUGCACCAUCUCUGUCGUCUUUGGGAGAUGGGUAAAGAGGAAGUGGAAAGAAUAUGGUUCCAGAGUGCUGCACAGUCUGACCUUGACUUGAGCAACUGCAUGCUCAAAAAGUAUAUGCAACAAGCGGGGAUGCAUUGAAGAUAUAGUUCACCUGAAAAUUUUAAUUUUAAAAACUUGAAAUAAUCAAAGUCAAUGGUGACUAUGUCCAAAGAGCAUCAUAAAAGUGGUCCAAAAGUACUU